AUUUCUUUUCUUCUCUUCUUUCACGAAAGAGACACAACAUAACGAUGCCGUCGUCGUCGUCGUCGUCGUCGUUUUUUGCUGCCGUUUUGCUCGUUAUUGUCAUGAUGUCCACAGUGGAAAGUGCAGCUGUCCGACUACGUCCAGUUGGCUCAUUGUUCUUCCUGAAUCGACCUCACGAGAAAAGAGCAUUCGAUUCGUUAGCUGGAAGUGGUUUUGAUAAUGGAUUCAACAAACGAGCAUUCGACAGUCUUGCUGGUUCAGGUUUCGGAGCAUUCAAUAAAAGAGCAUUUGAUUCAUUGGCGGGAAGUGGCUUCGGUGCGUUCAACAAACGCGCUUUUGACUCGCUAGCCGGAUCCGGCUUCAGCGGUUUUGACAAAAGAGCUUUCGAUUCACUGGCUGGACAAGGUUUUACUGGAUUUGAGAAACGCGCCUUUGAUACAGUGAGCACGUCAGGCUUUGACGAUUUCAAAUUGUGAAGAGCUCACUGAUAUUUAAAAUUUGGUUCAAUUCAAGCACAUAUUUUUGAGGUAGCUCCAACGAACGACACACACAAGCCCAGUCCCCCAGUAUUCCUGACGACAGCCCCUGCUCACACACUUUUUAUUAUAAUUCCUUUUUUUUCAAACUUUUUUUUCAAAUUUUAUACUUUAAUCUCAAAAAACCUAUUCAUACGAACACAAGUACCGGUGUGCGUGUGUGAGAAUAAGAAUUUAUUUUAAAAAAAUAAAGAAUGUCGUCCUGUU
Molecule: messenger RNA, 743 nt
Organism: Caenorhabditis elegans
Lineage: Eukaryota; Metazoa; Nematoda; Chromadorea; Rhabditida; Rhabditidae
Gene: nlp-15
Product: Neuropeptide-Like Protein
Exons: 5
Coding region: 45-476 (143 amino acids)
Biological process (GO): signal transduction
Molecular function (GO): neuropeptide hormone activity
Source: RefSeq, marked reviewed